CGCUGGCUCUCGCAAAACCUGCAACAACUCCAGGAUGGCGCUCACUUGCUGGUUCGCGCUUGCGGUGGCGAUGGCCCAGGGGCAGCUGACGCUGCCCCCGGUUCCCUUCGCUGCCACGCUGCCCCCUGCCAUCAAUACUGCGACAUUUCCCCCGGCGUUUCGCUCCGGCGAUCUCACGCUGCCUCCGGCGUUUGCCACCCCUGCCGACCUGCAAGGUGUAUGCGGAAGCCAGCUGACGGCCUUCAGCGACUGUGUCUUCGCGGCGUCGGACGCAGGAUCCGCCACGGGCGACGACGACUUCUUCGUAAACGGCGUCACCCUGGACGAGGACGACCCGGUGGAGACCUGCGAGGACGCGCAGAGGGUCGUGACUGGGCAGUGCGGAAAGGGCUCCAGCGUGUGCCAGGUGUCGUACGAGGCGUACGUCGUGUGCGUGUACCAAAACGAGGUCAAGACCCGCAGCGACCAAGACUGCGCCUUGAGUUGCGGUUGGGAUUGUAAGUCGUGCGAUGCUGAUGACAUGUGGGACGUCAAAUGCGGAGCAUUCUCAAAAGAGUCUAACAAAUUUGGCAAGUGGUACGCGUACCCCGGGUUGUCUGGUGUCUGCCACAAAGACACUUGCUGCGCCUCGGACAAGGAGGACUGCUGCGAGCCAGAUGCCGGGAAAAUAGCCGGUCUCGUGUGCGGCAUCAUCGCGUUCUUCUGUAUUGUAGGCGUGGCCAUCUUCAUCAUGAAAAAGAAGCCCCUUCCACAAGAUGACGGUCCGCCGCCGCUUAAGGAGAUUACGGAGAUGACCAAGGUCUAGACCCGCGCCUCACAAUUCGCGGCUCAAUUGCACCUCCAGCUCACUCAUCACAAGCCCCCACGCCACCCCUGGGACGUCGUUUCCCCUCCAGCUCUUGACUCGCCCUACGACCUGACGCUGUUUGAGAAUCAUACUAAUUUACCGC
This is a messenger RNA of Pelagomonas calceolata, 950 nucleotides long. NCBI's taxonomy places the organism in Eukaryota, Pelagophyceae, Pelagomonadales, Pelagomonadaceae. The record is from the annotation of a GenBank genome assembly.